Molecule: messenger RNA, 725 nt
Organism: Papilio xuthus (Asian swallowtail)
Lineage: Eukaryota; Metazoa; Arthropoda; Insecta; Lepidoptera; Papilionidae
Product: zinc finger CCHC domain-containing protein 10
Exons: 3
Coding region: 203-613 (136 amino acids)
Molecular function (GO): zinc ion binding; nucleic acid binding
Source: RefSeq, a predicted model, not a curated record
GAAAUCUGACAGAAAAGAAAAAAACAAAAUGCGUGAUGGCUACGCUUGACGCAAACCUGUAAUUUCGUUUCGUUUGUGUUUGCCGAGCUGUUUGAGCACUAUUUACAAAUCGUUGUCUUGUAGAAUUUUUCAAAUUUUAUACCAAACUGCGACAUCGAGGAAAGCAUUUUGAUUUGAAUCUCUGUAUAACCGUCAAAAUAAAAUGACGCUGGGAACUUACAACAGACACCAAGCUCAGAGGAAAAAGCAAGCAGCUUUGGCGGCGGCGUUUCCUCAAGGCAUCCGCUGUCAGAAAUGCUUGGAGUAUGGACACUGGAGCUACGAGUGCACGGGAAAAAGAAAAAUUUUGGUUCGACCGUCACGUACAAAGAUCCUUAAAAAGAAUUUAGAAAAGAAAGAAGGAGGCCAGUGCAGCAAUGGCAAAUGCAAGAUUCCAAGCAAAAAGAAACGCGCUAGCUCGGACUGUUCAGACUGUUCUGGCUCAUCCAGCAGCUCCUCCGACUCUGGUUCAGACAGUUCAGAUUCUUCUGGUAGCGACAGCAGCAGCGGCUCGGACAGUGAUAGCGAUAGUGGCAGUAGCAGUGAGUCGGAAUCUGGAUCAGGGAGUGAUUAAAAUAAAACUGUAAUUUUAUGUAGAAGGUGAGAUAUUUUGCUAUUAACCUUUUGUUUUUAUCACUGCCAAUACAACUAAAAAUUUAAAUUUAUUUUUUAUUCCUUGCAAGUUU